CGAUAACGUGCGCCGAAGUUGUAAUAAACCCCUUUCACAUUUCUUUUCAUUUUCAAAUUUUGAUACAUAAUUCCGAAUUUUUCUCAUUUAAUCCCCUGAGAAGCCGUUUCAAUUGCCAUUUACUCGGUUUUUCUGUUUCUUCUCAUUGGCUAUGGAAUGCAAAGACGGACUUCCUCUUCUUCUUCCUUUGCUUCUGCUAUCCUCCAUGAUUGACGUCUGAGACUAAUCGGAAUCGGAAAUCUUCUCUCUCUCCUUAUAAUCGGAUUAAGAUCGGAAUCGACAAGGGAAUUUUCUGACCAUACCAUCACAAUCUCUUCUGGUUACGUUUUAGGGUUGGGAGAUUAUAUCUGAGGCCUAGCUAUGGCUCAUAAGGUUGAUCACGAGUACGAUUAUCUGUUUAAGAUUGUCUUGAUCGGAGAUUCUGGUGUUGGAAAAUCGAACAUUCUUUCGAGGUUUACUCGUAAUGAGUUCUGUUUGGAGUCUAAAUCGACCAUUGGAGUUGAAUUCGCUACAAGGACUUUGGAGGUGGAUGGAAAGACAGUCAAGGCACAGAUAUGGGACACUGCUGGGCAAGAGAGGUACCGUGCCAUCACCAGUGCAUAUUACAGAGGUGCAGUUGGUGCACUGUUGGUCUACGACAUAACAAAGAGGCAAACUUUUGACAAUGUGCAGAGGUGGCUCCGUGAACUUAGGGAUCACGCAGACUCCAACAUUGUCAUUAUGAUGGCAGGGAACAAGUCUGAUCUAAAACACCUGAGAUCUGUACAAGAGGAUGAUGCACAGGUUUUGGCCGAGAAGGAAGGACUCUCAUUUCUUGAGACAUCAGCAUUGGAAGCAUACAAUAUUGAGAAGGCUUUCCAAACUAUUUUGACAGAGAUCUACCACAUCAUAAGCAAGAAAGCACUAGCAGCCCAAGAAGCAGCCAACUCAACUAGUCUUCCAGGACAAGGGACCACAAUCAAUGUUAGUGAUGCAUCAGGCAAUUGGAAACAGAAAGCUUGCUGUUCCACUUAGAGGACUCAUUCAUCCUGAAAAAGAUACAUUUUGCACAAACCGUUUUUUGGGUGCGUGAGACAUGUAGAAUAUUUCUACUACUAUGAGAAAAAAUUCCUUAGAUUUGUGAGAAACAGAUUUGUAAUCCAUCAGAGGGAAGAUUGUCAAAAGUGAAACAUGACAGUGUUAGUAGCUUAAGUGGUUUUGCAUUUUCUUUUUGCGCCAUUUCUUACUGUUUUUACAUGGCACUAACUGUUAUAGAAGAUAGUUUGGGCCUAAUCUAGCAGAGUGAGGUAUGGGUGAAGAGGGAAUCAUUGUAAGUGUAGUGUCUCCUUUGUUCUCUGAGUUCUAACAUGUAAUAAGAGUGAAAAGAAAGAAUAUUUGCCCCGAGCAA
This is a messenger RNA of Macadamia integrifolia, 1387 nucleotides long. RefSeq names its product ras-related protein Rab2BV. The record is from RefSeq and is a predicted model, not a curated record. The coding region runs from base 361 to 1014 and encodes 217 amino acids. NCBI's taxonomy places the organism in Eukaryota, Viridiplantae, Streptophyta, Magnoliopsida, Proteales, Proteaceae. The transcript has 3 exons. Gene Ontology annotation, cellular component: endosome. Gene Ontology annotation, molecular function: GTPase activity; GTP binding.